Messenger RNA from Cynoglossus semilaevis (tongue sole), 2318 nucleotides. It is a transcript of the gene amd1, whose product is annotated as adenosylmethionine decarboxylase 1. Gene Ontology annotation, biological process: spermidine biosynthetic process; spermine biosynthetic process. Bases 241 to 1248 code for a protein of 335 amino acids. The record is from RefSeq and is a predicted model, not a curated record. Lineage: Eukaryota; Metazoa; Chordata; Actinopteri; Pleuronectiformes; Cynoglossidae. Gene Ontology annotation, molecular function: adenosylmethionine decarboxylase activity. The transcript has 9 exons. Gene Ontology annotation, cellular component: cytosol.
ACAACCGCGGCUGCUGUACUGAGUGCUUUACACAGUAUGGCCGGCGAUAUUAGCUAGCAUUCACUUACGGUAUUCUCUGUAAAAGGGAAGACGGUAACUAUAAAAAAAAAACACCAACACCUGGAUUUGCUUAAAGGACUGUACCUCAAGAUAUUAUAAGGUUAAGAGGAAAGAUUCGUUAAGCUGUAAACGUUAUUACCGACGUUUAUUUUUUUUUUGCUGAGUGUCUGUUGCCUCACGAUGGACGAAAACAGUGCACAUUUCUUCGAAGGGACCGAGAAGCUUCUGGAGGUGUGGUUCUCCCGGGAGGAUGAAACUAAAGGAGCAGGGGACCUUCGCACCAUCCCGAGGUUUGAAUGGGACAAACUUUUGGAGAAUGUGCAUUGUUUAAUCAUCAGUGUGACAAAGACUGAUAAGCAGGAAGCUUAUAUACUCAGUGAGAGUAGCAUGUUUGUCUCCAAGAGACGUUUCAUUUUGAAGACAUGCGGAACCACCCUCUUGUUGCAAGCACUGGUCCCAUUGCUGGAAUUGGCCAGAGAGUACUGUGGGUUUGAUGCCAUUGAGAAUUUCUUCUACUCUCGCAAAAACUUCAUGAAGCCAACUCAUCAAGAAUUUCCUCAUCGGAACUUUCAAGAGGAAGUUGACUUCCUCGGGCAGAUUUUUCCAAAUGGGGCAGCCUACUGUAUGGGACGCCUAAACUCUGACUGCUGGUACCUGUUUACCCUGGACCUACCCGAGUUCUGGGAAAACAAGCAUGCAGAUCAGACACUGGAAGUUCUGAUGAGUGACCUUGAUCCAGUAAUUAUGGACCAGUUCUAUAUGAAAGAUGGUGUUUCUGCAAGUGAAGUCACUCGUAUGAGUGGAAUUAGUGACCUGAUACCAGGUUCAGUGAUCGACGCAACAAUGUUCAACCCUUGUGGAUACUCAAUGAACGGAAUGAAAACUGACGGAACCUACUGGACCAUCCAUAUAACCCCCGAGCCAGAUUUUUCUUAUGUGAGCUUUGAAACCAACCUCUCUGCAACAUCAUACGAUGAUCUGGUAAGGAAGGUGGUGGAUGUGUUCAAGCCCGGAAAGUUUGUGACCACCCUAUUUGUCAAUCAGAGCUCUAAAUGCCGCUCGGUUUUCGCUUCGGCCCAGAAAGUUGAAGGCUACAAGCGCCUUGACCGCCAGUUGGCUCAGUUCAACGAUUACAAUUUUGUCUUUACAAGUUAUGCCAAGAAGUGGCAGCAGAACCAGCAUAAGUGAGGGUCGAGGCUAGAGACGGAGGAACGAAAGAGAAGUUUCAUUCAACUCUAGAGCACUUACUGUCCACGGUGCUCCUCGGCUUCCCCUCCCCUCACUCGUCUGCUACCGUCUUUGUUCAGAACCACCCAAUGGUAAUGCCGUUGCUGACCGUAGGUGGCGUUGUUUGCAUCGUAGCAUUCGUUUCCUAGACUCCUUGCAUGAAAGUUCUUUCCUGUUUUUGAAGUCUAACGCACUCUUUUUUCGAUCUGUGAAGCACAUAUAGAGGAAUUAAACACGCACUGUAUAAGGUUGUUCACCUAUGCCCAGUUCUGCAGACCCUUCCUGCAAGUCCCCCCCUCCCGUCCCCGUCAGCAUUGUCCCCCUCCUUUAACAUGCUCCCGAAAAGUUCUUUUUUAUAUGUAAGGUUACCUUGCACUUUUUUUUUCAAGUUUUUGUUGAAAUAUACAAAAGUGAAUGCCAAGAAAUUGAAGUACCUACAUAGAAAUAGAUAUUUCAGAAUAUUUUAUUGGCAUUUGACAAGUACAAAUUUAUUGUUUCACAGUGCUUUACAAUGACUCCAACUUCACAAGGUUUUUGGUUUUUUUUCAAAUUGAAUGUAACGUUAACGUUUCUCGACCCCUUGAGAAGCUGUUGGAGCUAAAUGGUUUUCAGUUUCUGCAGUACUGCAUAAAUGCUAACAUUUAUCCUAACAAUAAUGCACUACAAUUAUUUUUUUUUUUUAACUGAUGCUGCAGUAAGACUUAAUAUAGGGACAAGUACUGUUUUCUUUGGGGGUUUUUUUGUCCAGGAUUUAAGUUGUUAAAUCCCUUUUCCCAGGGACCAAUCUCUGUUCUCUCAAGAAUGUCUCCUUGCUUCUUUUUUUUUUUUUCACUAAAUUACACUAACACCUUAAACGGUAAAGACCAUUAUACCAGAUCUGGACUCUUUUUUUUUUUUGGAUUGGUGGGGCUUGCAGGUUGUAGGAAAAUGUUGCCGUUCUAAUUCCAUAGUGUUUUUAUGGAUGAUCCAAGAAGUGUUUAAUAUACCGUUGCUAUGAGACUUGAUGCUUAAAUAAAAACUCUUGGGUGCAA